This is a messenger RNA of Echinops telfairi (small Madagascar hedgehog), 1108 nucleotides long. RefSeq names its product TNFAIP3 interacting protein 3 (gene TNIP3). NCBI's taxonomy places the organism in Eukaryota, Metazoa, Chordata, Mammalia, Afrosoricida, Tenrecidae. The record is from RefSeq and is a predicted model, not a curated record. The transcript has 12 exons. The coding region runs from base 145 to 1077 and encodes 310 amino acids. Gene Ontology annotation, biological process: regulation of transcription by RNA polymerase II; cellular response to lipopolysaccharide.
AUCCGGGAUCUGAUUGAGAGGACCGUCUCUCCUGACCCAAGUGGCGGCACACCAGAAACCACACCAAGUCACAGAAACCCGUGGCCUCUGAAGACCUUUGAGAAAGCAGCAUCCCUGGCACGUUUGGUCCAGGGCUCAACUAGAAUGAGCGGUGCAGAAAGCCCUACGGAGACUGCAGAGUGUGCUCAGUCAUCAGGAAGUAAGAACUUGACAACUGCUCUUGAAAAAAAGAUUAAGUGUUUGGAAAAGCAGAGAAAGGAGCUCCUGGAAGUUAACCAACAAUGGGACCACCAAUUUAGAAGCAUGAAAGAGCUAUAUGAAAGAAAGGUCACAGAGCUGACAUCAAAACUGGACGUGUCCCAAAGUUUCCUCAGCGCGCUGGGCAGGGAGCAGCUCCCGUGUCAGAAGAGGAGCGACAGGCUGCAGGACCAGACGCCGGACCUGCGGGGGCUGGAGCAGAAAGACCAGGAGCGCCUCAGUGAAGAAUUGCAUGAAUUGAAGAGAGAGAAUAAGCUUUUGAAGGAAAGAAAUGCUCUUGCAAACAGAAAGAAGGAGCAUUAUGAAUGUGAAAUAAAACGUCUCAAUCAGGCUCUUCAGGAUGCAUUGAAGAUCGAUUAUUCUUCAUCUUCGGAGGACUAUUUGGGGAAGUCAGCAGUGAAGUGCAGCCAAGAGGAGAUGAGAACGCAAAUGGAAGUUCUCAAGCAUCAGGUGCGAAUAUAUGAAGAAGACUUCCAGAAAGAGCGAGCGGAUCGGGAACGGCUCAAGCAGGAGAAAGAAGAGCUGCAGCAGAUGAACCGGACGUCUGGAUCCCAGCUGAGCAGGCUGAAGUCUCAGAUAAAAGCUUUUCAAAUGGAGAAAGAAAAACUGGAACAGAAAUUAAAACGGAUGUGUUUCCCAACCUGUAACUGUGGCUUGGUUUCCCACCUCCCGGAUCCAUGGGGACCCAGUGGCCCUGGGGCUGUGCGGGACCUACAGAAGCACCCACCAGACUAUCAGUGGUAUGCUCCUGACCAGUUUCCGCCAGAUGUUCAGCACAAGGCAAAUGAGUUCUCCUCAGAAAAGAAAGCCAAUCAGUAGGAGCAGACGCCAAAGUAGACGCACAACGGGC